Messenger RNA from Coregonus sp. 'balchen', 1404 nucleotides. Lineage: Eukaryota; Metazoa; Chordata; Actinopteri; Salmoniformes; Salmonidae. The record is from the annotation of a GenBank genome assembly.
AUGGACCCCACGGAAAAGGCUCGCUUCAGCUACGAACCAUUCAACGUCUCCAUCUCAAUGCAAGAGAUGAGCGAUUUAUUUGAGGAGUUAAUCCACUUUUACAUGUACGAGAUAGAUCACCUGAGCUACUUGCAGAUCCAUUGGAAGGGGUAUCAUCUUGCAAAAAGAGAUUUAAAGUUUUCCAUACAGAUCUGUGACGGACUGCUGAGGUCAGAGACCGUCAUGAGGAGACUGAGAGAGGCCAAGUACGAUGUUCUGUUAUCCGAUCCAAUCUACCCCUGCAGUGACCUGGUGGCUGAGGAUCUGGGCAUUCCUCUGGUCUACUCCCUGCGCUUCUCUAUUGCCCACAUGUGGGAGAGGCUCUGUGGGCAGCUGCCUUCUCCACCAUCCUUUGUCCCUGGUGCCAUGAUCAAGUUAACCGAUGAAAUGAGCUUCACUGAAAGACUGUUGAACUUCCUCUUCUAUGCAUCCCAGGACAUGAUGGCAUACGGUUAUUGGCAAGACAUAGACGCCUACUACAGUGAGAUUCGAGGGAAGCCAUCAACCUAUUGUGAGGUGAUGGGCCAAGCUGACUUGUGGCUGAUCCGGACAUACUGGGACUUUGACUACCCUCGUCCUUUCCUCCCUAACUUCAAGUUUGUGGGGGGAAUCCACUGCAAGCCUGCCAGGCCCUUACCAGAGGACAUGGAGGAGUUUGUGCAGAGCUCUGGAGAUGACGGCAUUGUGGUGUUCACCCUCGGAUCCAUGAUCAAGAACCUCACCACAGAGAAGGGGAACAUGAUCGCCUCAGCCCUGGGGCAGAUUCCCCAGAAGGUCCUGUGGAGGCUCAGCGGGGAGAAGCCUGAGACCCUGGACCCCAACACCAGAGUCUUCGACUGGAUCCCGCAGAAUGACCUGCUGGGUCACCCCAAGACCAGAGCCUUCAUCACCCACGGUGGAACCAAUGGCAUCUACGAGGCCAUCUAUCAUGGGGUCCCCAUGGUGGGAAUUCCUAUGUUCGCUGACCAGCCGGACAACAUGGUCCACAUGAAGGCCAAGGGGGCCGCGGUCAUCAUGGACUUCAACACCAUGAAAACCCAGGAUCUGGUGGAUGGACUCAACGCUGUGAUCAACGAGCCAUCGUAUAAGGAGAAUGCCUUGAGGUUGUCCAGGAUCCACCAUGACAGGCCCAUCAGUCCCAAGGAUGAAGCGGUGUUCUGGAUAGAGUUCACCAUGAGGAAUAAAGGGGCCAAGCACCUGAGGGUCCAGGCCCACGAGCUCACCUGGUACCAGUACCACAGCCUGGACGUGUUCGCUUUCCUUCUGGCCAUCGUGCUGCUGCUCACCCUCCUCUUCAUCAAAACAUGCCUCUUCUGUGUCCGGAGGUGCUGUUAUGGAGCGAAGUCCAAACGGAAGACAGAGUGA